UCUCUCUCUCCCACCUUAUCCCCUCCCUUCCGGCAAAACCUCGCGGCGCGCUCCGAUGGCCGCGUCCCUCCCGCCCACCGCCGCCGCUGCGCGCCUCGCGGCCCAAGCCUUCGCCUUCCCGUCGCCCAGGCCUUCACCCGCCGCCGCCUCCGCGGCGCUCCCGCGCGCCGCCGCCGCCUUCCCCGCAAUCGCCGUCGCGGCGGCGCCCCCGCGGCCCCGGCGCGCGCGGAGGCCGGCGCCGCCCGCGGCGGGGGCCGGGGGCGAGCAGAGGGAGACGAUACUGCUCCCCGGGUGCGACUACAACCACUGGCUGAUCGUCAUGGAGUUCCCCAAGGACCCCGCGCCCACCCGCGAGCAGAUGAUCGAUACCUACCUCAACACCCUCGCCACCGUCCUCGGAAGCAUGGAGGAAGCCAAGAAGAACAUGUAUGCAUUCAGCACGACCACCUACACAGGGUUCCAGUGCACCGUUGAUGAAGAGACAUCAGAGAAGUUCAAGGGUUUGCCUGGUGUUCUUUGGGUGCUUCCCGAUUCCUACAUCGAUGUCAAAAACAAGGACUAUGGAGGUGACAAAUACAUCAAUGGUGAGAUAAUUCCCUGCACAUACCCAACCUACCAACCAAAGGAGCGGAGAACAUCAAAGUAUGAGAGCAGACGGUACGAGAGGCGAAGAGAUGGUCCCCCAGCCAACAGGAAACCAAGGCAACAGGCCCCUCAGACUGAGUCAGCAUCUUCAUGAGGCAUUUAUCCACAUAGUACUACUGAAACAAAAGAGCACGCUUAAUUCUGUCUGAUUUCUCCCCAUGUAAGGACAAGCAUGCAUAUCCAUCCUCAGCUCAAAAUAUCAGCAGUGCUGUGCAACUGACCUGCACAGAGCUUGGAUUUGGAUCACGUGGGUUGGUGCUGAUAUUUUGAGCAGACUAUGACAUCUGAGUUUGACACGGAGCGAACCUGAUUUAUCUAAAAUGCUGUUAUUCUCCCAACUCCUAGUGAACUAUCCUAGUGAUGCUUUGCAUGAUGUUGGCUGGCCUAUCUGUAUCGCGGAUCUUGUGAAAUGUGUUCCAUUUCCCCUUUGAGCUUUGUUUGAACAGUUGGUGUUUCGUGCCAUAGCGUUAUGCUUGCAAAGUCACUAUGUUCUGCUGGAGAUUGCAUAUUGGGCCAUUGAAGGAAGUGAGAGUUAUUA
Molecule: messenger RNA, 1183 nt
Organism: Panicum virgatum (switchgrass)
Lineage: Eukaryota; Viridiplantae; Streptophyta; Magnoliopsida; Poales; Poaceae
Product: multiple organellar RNA editing factor 9, chloroplastic-like
Exons: 5
Coding region: 56-739 (227 amino acids)
Biological process (GO): chloroplast RNA modification; cytidine to uridine editing
Cellular component (GO): chloroplast
Source: RefSeq, a predicted model, not a curated record